AGGUUCUAGAAAGAGUGCAGAGAAGAGCAACCAAGAUGAUUAGAAGACUGGAGAAAUGGGGCAAAAUUCAACUAACAAAUGUCUCGCUUAACGGCAGAAAUGUUGGGCUCAAUUGUGGUUGUAAAUCAAAGACUACCUGCUGUAUUUAUUUACAUAUUUUGGCCUCCCGGCGCCAGUUGGACUUCUUAUUCUCAAUAUAGUUUUCCUUUGCUUCAAAGAUCAGAGAACAGCAUGUUAGUUGAGGACAAAGGGCUUCUGGUGUUAUUGAAGUGAAACUCCAAGGUCGCUUUGCUUUCAGAAAAGAGGUGGCCUUGUGGCUUUGCAGAGCAGCUCCGAGAGAGGCUUUUGAGCAAAACAUAUUUUCCUUCCUUUCCUCGUUUUGAUAAUAAUCUCUAUCUGUUAUUAACUUUAAAGGCAGAAGAGGACACUAGAACUUAGAAGGGGGAGGAGGUUUUAAAGUUCUCUUAUACGAUUUAGAAACAGAAACUAAAUAAUUGAUUUUUUUUUUCUUCAUUUGGUAGCACACUCCGGCAAGGCUCCACUGUGAUUCAGUGAAAGUAUGGCCCUUGUACGAAGGCGUGCCCAUGACAACGCAUUUGAAAAAAAAGUCAGACACCAUUUCAACCAAGGACUAUGUGAGUUAACCUCUGUGGUCAAUUGUCUAUACCAUGCAAAAGAAGAUGUUGACUUUUACAUAGAUCUAAAGGAGCACAUCGGGAAGGCUACAGAGGAGUUGGGCAAGACAGAAGAAUUGGUUCUGUGGGACCUGGAGAAUGUGGAUGCAGCGACUUCUGAGAUUAUGGUCUCAAAGAAAAAACUCAUGGAUGAACAGAAAGCCAAAGAGAACGAGCUUGUCAAGUUUCAGAACCUUCAGGAGGAUUUGCAAAGACGCGGUGAGUUGCAAAAAGAAGACUAUCAACGCCAAAAAGCUAUGAAGGAAAGGGCAAAAAGGGAUAGAGAAGCUGCAGUGGAAGAAAUAAGAGAACAAGAAAGGCGGAAAGAUAAGGCCUUGCGGUUGAUGUGGAUACCAGUUGUGGGAACUAUUAUUGGGGGUAUUCAGGCUAUUGACGCUCAUAUGUCUCAGAAGGCGGCUGAGGAAAAGGCCGAUGCGGCACAGGAAAUGGUAAAUGAUUAUCAUGCCAAGGAGCAGAAGGCCCUGCACCAAGUUGCCGAAUGUGAGAAGCAGUUGGAGAAUCAAGAGAGUAAAAUUAAGACGACCCAGAAGAAUCUUGAAGAGAUGGAAGAGCAAAAAAAGCAGCUAACCGACUUCCACAAGGAUGUUCUGAAUCUGCAGGAGGCCCUCAGGGGCUGCUCUAACCUGGUGGGGACCCUGCAUUCUGAAGCAAACGCAGUUCGGCUGACGAGCCACUAUGUGUUCAUUUACGAUGCCUUGAAACCUCAAAUCGAUAGUCUCACUCAUCACAUGCUUCCAUUCCUGGAUGCGAAAAAUCCCAAGCACCGGCUGCUGGGCUGCCCUAAGAUAAGACGAAGUAUCAAGAAAUUGAAAUUCUUCUCUGAGACUCCGAGUACUUUGGCCAGAAACACUUACACUCUUAUGGAUAUGCUAGCUGACAAGGAUGUCCGUAGGUACUCUGUCAUCUGUUUUGUCAUCCUGGUCUUGCUCUGGGCAACUGGCUUUUUGUACAAAACCCUUCUGGUUAUUUUAAUUGGCUGCAUCGUUUUCUGUUUCCUAGCUUAGUAGCUCUGUAUUUAAGGAGCACCUCCCAUUCUGCAAAUCUGCUCCAAUACAGGUAGUCCUCGACUUAUGACCAUAAUUGAGCCCAAAAUGUAUGUUGCUAAGUGAGAAAUUUCUGAAUCGUUGCAGUUGUUAAAUUAGUCACACGGUUGUUAAGUGAAUCCGUUUUCCCCAUUGACUUUGCUUAUUAGAAGGUCGCAAAAAGUGAUCACAUGACCCCGGGACAUUGCAACCGUCAUAAAUGUGAGUCAGUUUUCCAGCAUCCGAAUGUAAAUCACGUGACCAUGGGGAUGCUGCUACGGUCAUAAGUGUGAAAAAUGGUCUUUUUUCAGUGCCGUUGUUAACUUUGGUCAUUAAGCAAAUUGUUGUAAGUCAAGGAUUACCUGUAUUUAUAUCAGCAGGAAAGAUUCUUUUGAGGAUGCUUCUACAACCAAAAAACUGGCUCAGGCAGGAUGAGGCCUAUUCUGGAAGUUUCCAGGCUGCACAUGCCCUUCCACAGGAGUUGUUCUUGGCCCCUACAUUAGUAGAAAAAUGGAAAGAAGACACAAUAUAUUUCUUUUAGCAAAUUAGAUCAGGUAAUAUACAGGUAGUCUCAACUUACGACCACAAUUGAGUCCCAAAUUUAUGUUGCUAUGUGAGAAAUUUGUCAAAUGAGUUUUGCCCCAUUUUACGAUUUUUCUUGCCACAUAAGAGCCUCGGUGGCGCAGUGGUUAGAGUGCAGUACUGCAGGCUACUUCUGAUGACUGCAAUUUGGCAGUUCAAAUCUCACCAGGCUCAAGGUUGACUCAGCCUUCCAUCCUUCUGAGGUGGGUAAAAUGAGGACCCAGAUUAUUUGGGGGCCAUAUGCUGACUCUGUAAAACCGCUUAGAGAGGGCUGUAAAAGCACUCUGAAGCGGUAUACAAGUCUAAGUGCUAUUGCUAUUUGUUAAGUGAAUCACUGCAGUUAUUAAAUUAGUAACACGGUUGUUAAGUGAAUCUGGGUUCCCCAUUGACUUUGCUUGUCAGAAGGUCACAAAAGGUGAUCACAUGACCCCGGGACUCUGCAACCGUCAUAUGAGUCAGUCAUCAAACAUGCGAAUGUAAAUCACAUGACUAUGGGGAUGCUGCAACAGUCAUAAGUGUGAAAAAUGAUCAUAAGUCACUUUUUUCAGUACUGUAAUAACUUUGGUCACUAAGCGAACUGUUGUAAGUCAAGGUCUACCUUGUCACUGCAUUGUUUUAUUUACCAGCUGAGCUCUCAUUUCUGGACUAUCAGACUUUCCGUAGCUUGCCAAGAAUCCUUAUCAGUAAGCUAAACUGCGCAUGUCUCUUCACCCACAUUCCUUCUCACACUCUUUUCUUUCUUCUCUUGCCAAGAAGUCCGACUGCUGAGAAGUAGCCGGCACGAACUUUUUCAAAAAUGUAACAAUUAAAUUUUAGAUAGUUAGAUGUUUUAUUUUCUUUACAAUAAAUAUGAGUUUUCUUAGAAGAUAUAUCUUCGGGUUUGUUUUCUUAAAGUAUGCUGGCAAGGAAAGGUCUCGAUCCACCCCUCUUAAUCAAGGUGCGAUUAUCCCAAAGGCAGAAUGGGAUUAAUCAGCACCCUGACAUACCUGUAAUUGCUUUAAACUUGUAUUUUUAUUUUAAAUAUUGUCAAUUGCUUUCUCUUUAUAAAAACACAACAAUGGCCUAUUAAUCCAGUAAAGGAAGAAAAUAGUUGUAAUUAACCUAUAAACUUCUAAAUUCUCA
Messenger RNA from Pantherophis guttatus, 3421 nucleotides. Lineage: Eukaryota; Metazoa; Chordata; Lepidosauria; Squamata; Colubridae. The record is from RefSeq and is a predicted model, not a curated record.